Molecule: messenger RNA, 1845 nt
Organism: Cladophialophora carrionii CBS 160.54
Lineage: Eukaryota; Fungi; Ascomycota; Eurotiomycetes; Chaetothyriales; Herpotrichiellaceae
Product: hsp75-like protein
Exons: 8
Coding region: 1-1845 (614 amino acids)
Biological process (GO): protein refolding; cellular response to unfolded protein; vesicle-mediated transport
Cellular component (GO): plasma membrane; nucleus; cytosol
Molecular function (GO): heat shock protein binding; ATP hydrolysis activity; ATP binding
Source: RefSeq, a predicted model, not a curated record
AUGGCGGACGAAGUUUACGAAGGUGCCAUUGGCAUCGAUCUUGGUACCACCUACUCUUGCGUCGCUGUCUACGAAGGCACCAAUGUCGAAAUCAUCGCCAACGAGCAGGGUAGCUUUACCACUCCCUCCUUCGUCUCCUUCACCGACGAAGAGCGUCUCAUCGGUGAGGCCGCCAAAAACCAGGCGGCAAUGAACCCAGAGAACACGGUCUUCGAUGUCAAGCGAUUGAUCGGAAGACGCUUCGAUGACCCCACCGUCAAGAAGGAUAUCGAAUCAUGGCCAUUCAAGAUUGUCGACCAAGGUGGCAACCCUAUGGUCCAGGUCGAGUACCUGAAGGAGACCAAGACAUUCUCACCUCAAGAAAUCUCUUCGAUGGUCCUCACAAAGAUGAAGGAGGUCGCAGAGACCAAGCUCGGCAAGAAAGUCUCAAAAGCCGUCGUCACCGUCCCAGCCUACUUCAACGACAAUCAGAGACAAGCUACCAAGGAUGCUGGCGCCAUUGCUGGCCUCAAUGUCCUCCGUAUCAUCAACGAACCUACGGCCGCCGCUAUUGCCUACGGUCUCGGCUCAGGCAAAUCCGACAAGGAGCGAAACGUCCUGAUCUACGAUCUCGGCGGCGGUACUUUCGAUGUCUCACUCCUGAACAUCCAAGGCGGCGUCUUCACAGUCAAGGCCACCGCAGGCGACACCCACUUGGGCGGUCAAGACUUCGACACCAACCUUCUCGAGCACUUCAAGAAGGAAUUCCAACGAAAAACAAAGAAGGACAUGUCUGGUGAUGCCCGUGCUCUUCGAAGACUGCGUACCGCCUGCGAACGUGCCAAGAGAACUCUGUCAAACGGAACACAAACCACGGUUGAGAUCGACUCGUUAUUCGACGGCGAAGAUUUCAAUGCUCAGAUCACUCGCGCCCGUUUCGAGGACUUGAAUGCCAAGAUCUUCAACGGCACUCUUGAGCCUGUUCAGCAGGUUCUCAAGGAUGCUGGCAUUGACAAGUCCAAGGUUGACGAGAUUGUCCUUGUUGGUGGCUCUACCCGUAUUCCCCGAAUCCAGAAACUGCUGAGCGACUUCUUCGAUGGAAAGAAGCUGGAGAAGAGCAUCAACCCCGAUGAGGCCGUCGCUUAUGGCGCUGCCGUUCAGGCCGGUAUCCUCUCCGGCAAAGCCACCUCAGCCGAGACCGCUGAUCUCCUGCUUCUCGACGUCGUCCCGCUCUCACUAGGUGUAGCAAUGGAAGGGGGGAUCUUCGCUCCAGUUGUUCCUCGCGGUCAAACAGUGCCUACCAUAAAGAAACGGACCUUCACCACCGUGGUUGACAACCAACAAACCGUCCAGUUUCCGGUGUAUCAAGGAGAACGCACCAAUUGUGAAGACAAUACUUCUCUGGGCGAAUUUACCUUAUCACCAAUACCCCCGAUGCGAGCCGGGGAAGCUGCCUUGGAAGUAGUCUUUGAAGUCGACGUCAAUGGGAUCCUCAAGGUCACCGCCACCGAGAAAUCCUCCGGCCGAUCCGCAAAUAUCACGAUCUCCAACGCCGUCGGCAAGCUUUCCACCACUGAAAUCGAGAAGAUGGUUGAGGAUGCUGCCAAGUUCAAGACUAGCGACGAGGCCUUCACCAAGAAGUUCGAGGCGAAGCAACAGCUUGAGUCUUACAUCGGUCGGGUUGAGGAGUUGAUCAACGACCCUGGUCUGUCGAUGAAGAUGAAGCGUGGCAACAAGGCCAAGAUCGAAGAGGCGUUGUCGGAUGCUAUGCAACAGCUCGAGGUGGAGGAUUCAUCUCCUGAUGACCUGAAGAAGAAAGAACUGGCACUGAAGAGAGCUAUGACAAAGGCUAUGGCCACGAGGUAA